Eremomyces bilateralis CBS 781.70 is the source of this 1037-nucleotide messenger RNA. RefSeq names its product Metallo-hydrolase/oxidoreductase. The record is from RefSeq and is a predicted model, not a curated record. The coding region runs from base 45 to 1037 and encodes 330 amino acids. Lineage: Eukaryota; Fungi; Ascomycota; Dothideomycetes; Eremomycetales; Eremomycetaceae. The transcript has 2 exons.
AAUUUUUUUCGUUCGACACUGAGACAUCCCCUAAUUCUGUCGAUAUGAGGGAACCUACGACCUGCUUUGUAGCGGAGCGACUCAAUUCGACGACAUUCAAAAUCGUUGAGGAGGAUCAAUAUCUCGAGUAUCCCCAGGUAUUUGUCAAAAUCUUGGAUGAAACGCUGGUCAUUGUGGACACGGGAUGUGGAGGUGCGGCGAAAGGUCCGGAUGUGGCCUUGACCUCUCUACGAGAAUAUCUGGAGACCGUUCCCCUCGCGGAUAAUGGAAAGGAGCUGUUGAACCCGGGUGCAAGGCUGAGUUAUACAGUAGUGUGCACGCACUGUCACUUCGACCAUAUCGGUACCUCUCUCUUAAGCAUUGAGGAUGGAGUCUGGGGGGUUGAACAAUUCGGUGAUCAUCCCAAAUCGUUAAUCUGCGCCAGUUCCUACGACCGCUCGUUUCUUUCUCCUGCGAAUCUAUCUAGGAACUCACUAUGCGAGAACAUUGGAAUCAGGACACCAUUGUAUAAGGUGUCGCAUUGGCUAGGCGACGGCCAAUUCCUCCAGCACAAUUCCCACUCCCUUCCGCUGCAGGUGUUCCAUACUCCAGGUCACACGCCAGACGAACUGGCGGCCUGGGAUCCGGACGAGCGCGUGCUGUUCAUCGGUGACUCAUUCUAUGAAUGGGUUCCGAUUAUCUUCCCCUCGCAUGGGAAUAUGAUCCGCUUCAGUGACUCCAUCGGUAAGAUGAAGCAGCUCAUUGCGGGGUGGAAUGCAGAUGAGUCGAGCUCCCGGGUCAAAAUCGCAUGCGGACAUGUUACUUACUGCGCGGACGGAGAGGCGAUACUAAAUGACGUGGAUGAGUUCUUGUGGCUUGUGGUUACUGGCGCCGUAAAGCCGAAACAGUCGGAAGAGUCCAGAGGCGAGAUCUUUGACCUGUAUGAAGGAGACGGUGGGAAGUACUCGAUAAGGUGUCCUCGCAGAUUAGUGGUCGAUUUCCGUGCAGAUGAAGAGGCAAUGACGAAGCUGAAACGAAGAAAUGGUCUCAUUCUAUAA